AUGCCUUGGCGUGCUGUAGGCGCGCGACGGGCAGGUAGCCUGCCCAUAGCUGAGACAUCUGCAGAUCCGGAAUGGCUUCUACUUCGGUUUCCUGGAGGAGAUGCAUCUCGCGAAGCGGCCGUGGGCGGACUGCUGAUCGGUGUGUCGGCGGGCUUUGUGACACUGGAGGAGUUGGAAGCUGGUGCAGUCGAGGGGGUGACACAAUCCCUGGGGCCCACUUUGUUGGUGGGGGUGGAAGGCCUUCCAGACGACGAGGAAGAGGAAGCUGGCGAAGUGGAGAUCCUGAUGCUGGACUGGCCCUCAGCUUGCUUCCGUUAUCUUCUGGGAGGGGGACCGAACCCCAACUGGCCUCAGAACACGGUGUGGCCUCACAAUGCAGAGUCCAUGUAUCGCACCCGCAACUACGAUCAACUCGUGAUAGCUGCUCGGGAAUGGGUUCUGACGGGAGGGCCCCAACUCAGAGGCAUACCACACGGCGGGGGAGGGACCUCCCCCCCCACAGUGGGACCGUCGGACGACCUGCUUGGGCAGAUCCUGGCUCAAACUCAGGCGACUGCGGCUUUGGUCACUCGACUUCAGGACGAUCUGGAAGCGGUCAAGGCGGGGCAAACAUCGCAGGCGACGGCUGGCUCGCAAGGGCCCUCGGCAUUGGUCUCAGCGAAGCAGUUGGUCGGAGCAGCUCCCAAAACCAAAGCGAUGGCGGGAGAGGCGCUAGGCGGCGAAAGCAUCGAGGAGUCCGAGGGGGGGUGGCGACGAGCUGCCCCGGACCAGCUGCUGAAGUCUGCCCUGGUGGGACUUCUGAACCAGAGGAAGCAGAAGCCGAAGGUCAAAGCAACAGGCCUUCCCCUAGAUGGGUCCGACUCGGAGGGCGACGAGGUGGAUCCUUUGAGGCGGCUAAGCGGGGCCAAGGGCGCAAUGCUGCUAGAGAAGCUUCGCAUGGCGAUGGAGAGC
Molecule: messenger RNA, 951 nt
Organism: Symbiodinium pilosum
Lineage: Eukaryota; Dinophyceae; Suessiales; Symbiodiniaceae
Source: the annotation of a GenBank genome assembly